CGGAAUUAAAUUCUGCGGGUUCCUAGUAAAUGGGUGACCGGUGGUGAGGAGACUUUGCUCGGCUUGGGCGUUGAAGCGGCACUCGGUGGACUAAACAAGCCUCGGACUUUCGUGAGCUGUGUCACUCUUCAAUGAACCAUGGAGGCUACAGUCCUUCCUCAAAUAAUAACAGUAUUCGGCAACGAGACAGACCACCAUUGCUACAUCUGUAACAAGAAAUCUUUCAAAUGGAGGCACCAUCUUAUCCGCCAUCAGAAAGUGUCUCACGGAACAGUUUCACCCGAGGUCCUCGUGGCGGCGGGGAAGCAAACUCCCCCACGCGCGAAAAAAUACCCGUGUGAGACAUGUGGAAGAUGUUUCGCCCGUUCAAACAGUCUUAACAACCACGUGCGAACCCACACCAGGGAGAAACCAUUCCAAUGCGAGAUAUGCCACAGAUGUUUUGGUCAACGAAGCAAUCUUGGACGCCAUCGGAAGCUGCACACCAAUCACAAGCCAUUCAUGUGUGAUAUUUGCGGGAAAUGCUUCUACCGUAGAGGGAGUGUUUACGGUCACCGGACAAUCCACUCCAACGAGAAACCGUUCAAGUGCGAUAUCUGUGAGCGGCAUUUCUCUCAUACUGGUGGUUUAAAAACGCACAGGAGGCUUCAUUUUAACGAAAAGCCAUAUCAGUGCGAGACGUGUGGGAAAGCCUUCGCACGUAACAGCAUUCUGAAAAGUCACAGGCGGACACACACUCAGGAGAAGCCAUUCUCCUGCAAAAUUUGCGGGAAAUUCUUCGCGUAUGAGAACAGCAUUAAAGCACAUCAGCGUGUGCACAGCAAAGAGAAACCGUAUAACUGUAACAUUUGCGGGAAGUUCUUCACGUACCUGAGUAGCUUUAAAACCCAUCAUAGGGUCCACACUAAAGAAAAGCCGUACCCCUGCCUUACGUGUGGUCGCCCCUUCGCUCAUAAAAGCAGCCUGACGAAGCACUAUAGGGUACACACCAACGAGAAACCGUAUCAUUGCAGCGAGUGCGGACGCUCCUUCACAAACCUCAGCAACCUUAGGAGCCACGAAUGGGUUCACAAGGAGAACCGACCUCACAAAUGUGACGUCUGCGGCAAAUCAUUCUCACACAAGAAUAUUCUCAAGGUUCACACGAGGAUACACGACAACGAUAAACCCUACGUCUGCGAGAUCUGCUUCAAAUCCUUCAGCCAGACUAGCAACCUUAAGCGCCAUGUUCAGAUGCACGACUCAAUUAAGAAAGUCCCGUGUGAGAUUUGCGGGAAGACGUUUAGGCAGGACUGGGACUUAAAAGAACACAUCAGAGUGCACCUUAGAGAAAAGCCGUUCACAUGUGAGACAUGCGGAAAAGCUUUCACGCGGAAGGGAAAUCUCAAAGAACAUCGGCGAGUUCAUUCCGAGGUAAAAGAGUUCCACUGCGACAUCUGCGGGAAGAGCUUCACCUUCAGGGGAAGUCUACAGAAACAUCGUAAGAAACACACUUACUAGUUCUUAAGACCGUUGCAAGUGGACAAUUACCUCUUGUGUUUAAAAGUAUAUGACUAGAGAAACAACCUCAUUGAGAAGCUCACAUGAGGCCUUUAUGUGGACUUUUCCAUUUCUUUAAGGGAGGAAGUCAUUACACAGUGUAGUCCUUUUGGUAAGUUUUUAAAUUAUAAAUUUUAAAUUGUUGAUUUUGCUAUCCAUGUAUUGUAUACACUGUCUAGUUCAAUGAUCAAGGUGACAGCCCCAAAGCAAUGACGCCAUUUUAUGCAGGUCUGUAAUUUCACUUUUGCGGC
Messenger RNA from Asterias rubens (European starfish), 1790 nucleotides. RefSeq names its product zinc finger protein OZF-like. The record is from RefSeq and is a predicted model, not a curated record. Gene Ontology annotation, cellular component: nucleus. The transcript is spliced from 2 exons. NCBI's taxonomy places the organism in Eukaryota, Metazoa, Echinodermata, Asteroidea, Forcipulatida, Asteriidae. Bases 139 to 1500 code for a protein of 453 amino acids.